Molecule: messenger RNA, 3029 nt
Organism: Camarhynchus parvulus
Lineage: Eukaryota; Metazoa; Chordata; Aves; Passeriformes; Thraupidae
Gene: TBKBP1
Product: TBK1 binding protein 1
Exons: 9
Coding region: 178-2166 (662 amino acids)
Biological process (GO): canonical NF-kappaB signal transduction
Cellular component (GO): cytoplasm
Source: RefSeq, a predicted model, not a curated record
GGCCGCUAUUUCUGGUGCUCGUUCCCGCGAGGGGACAGCGGGAAUGUCACCGUGUCCCCCCCGGGGGGCUCUCUGCUCCCACCCUGGUGUGAUGGAGCCUGGGCGGCGGCAGGACCUCCGUCCCCUCUGUCCCCUCUGUCCCCUCUGUCCCCUCUGUUCCCAGCGGGGACGGAGGUGAUGGCACGGCAUGGCCGGUGUCCCCUUGUCACCCCAGGGACAGCGGGGGUUGGAGCUGCUGCUGGUGGCAGCUCCUGGCACUGUCACCCGGUACCACUGAGCCCCCACAGCCCCUGCCCUGGCCGGGUCACCACCCCAGUGUCCCCAGAGCCCCCGCCCUGCCCGGUGUCACCCGCGUGUCCCCGCAGGCAGGACAUGGACUCCAUGUUCGAGGACGACAUCAGCAUCCUGACGCAGGAGGCGCUGGGGCCGGACGAGGACUGGCUGGACAGCCCCAACACCGACCUGUCGGGCGAGAUGUGCUCGGCCUCGCACCUCGCCCUCAUCACCGCCUACGACGACAUCAAGAACCGCCUGACGGGGCUGGAGAGGGAGAACUCCACGCUCAAGCGCCGCCUCAAGAUGUACGAGGUCAAGUACCCCCUGAUCGGCGAGUUCGGCGAGGAGCACAUCUUCUCCCUCUACGAGGCCAAGGAGAACUCGCUGCUCAAGAGCGAGAAGGCGUCGCUGCAGCAGCAGCUCAACCAGUUCCAGCACGAGCUGCAGAAGAGCAAAGAGCGGGAGGAGCAGCUGGAGGAGAUGAUCCAGGCCUACGAGAAGCUGUGCGUGGAGAAGGCGGACCUGGAGACUGAGCUGGGAGAGAUGCGGGCGCUGGUGGAGACGCACCUGAGCCGCAUCCGGAGCCUGGAGCAGCAGCUGCGGCAGCGCGACAGCGGCGCCUUCCCCGGCCUGGGCGCCCAGGACGUGCCUUUCAUGGCCCUGCACGCCAACCCCGGCCUGAGCCACGUGCUGGAGCGCGCCGGGGGCUGGCAGAGCCGCGGGCUGGAGGCCGAGCUGGAGGCGGCGCGGCAGGAGAACCAGCGCGCCCAGCACCGCGAGGAGCACCUCAAGGCCGAGUGCGAGAGGCUGCAGGCGGAGCUGAAGCACCUGCAGGACACCCGCGAGCAGGAGCAGUCGGAGCGGGACAUGGCCUGGGUGAAGAAGGUGGGCGACGACCAGGUGAACCUGGCGCUGGCCUACACGGAGCUGACGGAGGAGCUGUGCCGCCUGCGCAACCUGAGCUCGCUGCAGAGCCAGAUCCUGCGGGCGCUGCUGCAGGACAAGAGCCUCAACGGGGGCCAGCGCCACUCGCCGCUGUCGCAGUGCCACUCCCCGGCCCAGCAGCGCCGCUCGCCCGCCCCGCAGUGCCCCUCGCCCGCUCCUCCGGGCCGCUCGCAGUGCCAAUCCCCCGCCCUCCAACGCCGCUCGCCGGGACCCCCCAGCCAAUCUCCGGCCCAGCAGCGCCGCUCGCCCGCCCCCGGCCCGUGCCAGUCGCCGGCCCAGCAGCGCCGCUCGCCGGUGCCGCCGCCCAGCCAGUCCCCGGGCCAGCAGCGCCGCUCGCCCGCGCCGCCGCCGCCGCCCUGCCCCGCUCCGAGCUCGGCGUCCCCGCACCGCCUGCCCGGCGAGAGGAUGGAGCUGGCCUACGCCAAACCCUCGAGCCGCCACAUCAAGGCCGGCUUCCAGGGCCGCCGCAGCUACUCGGAGGUGACCAACGUGGCCCUGUACCAGCAGAGCCGCUCGCUCUGGCUGCAGCCCGAGGCCUCCACGCUGCCCAAGCACCGGCCCUACGGCGAGGUCUAUUUAGGGGGCGCGGGGGCCCCGCUGAGCGCCCACGAGCCCUUCGAGGAGCACGUCCGCUUCGAGAAGCAGUCGUCGGACGAGGAGGAGUGGGCGCUGCCCAGCCCGCCCAGCCCCGAGGCCGGCGCCAUCCGCUGCGCCUCCUUCUGCGCCGGCUUCCCCGCGCCCGACGCCGACGCCGCGCACCGGACGGCGGCCGCCUACGCCCGCGCCGAGCACGCCCAGUCCUGGCCUUCCAUCAACCUGCUGCUGGAGACGGUGGACUCGGAGGUGCGGAGCUGCCCGCUGUGCCAGCUGGCCUUCCCCAUCGGGUACCCGGACGAUGCCCUGGUCAAACACAUCGACUCGCACCUGGAGAACAGCAAGAUCUGAGCCUCGCCCCCUUCCCCACCUUUGGAUGCUGCAUGGAAACACACCGGGAGCGCCCGGCUCCCGAAAUACCUCCAAGUCUUCAGUAGCUACGGAAAGACUGAGCCCCCCGCCCUCACCCGGAGCCCCCCGAGCCCCCGGCCCUCUUGGACCGGGUUCACCCCCGUGCCCGGGGUACCAGGAUCACCCCCGGAGCCCCCCGAGCCCCCGGCCCGCUCGGAGCGGGUCCAGCCCCGCCCGCCUCACUCCCGUGCCAGGCUCGGGUGCUCCACUCGGGGUACCAGGACCACGCCGUGCCAGGCGGUGGCCGGAGUGGCCCGUCUGUGCCCCUGGGUGUCCUCUGUCCCCUCGAGUGCCGCUGCUCGAUCUCAGGGAGGAUCCGAGGGGCCGAGUCCCGGGUCCGGCCCCCAGGAAGGAGGAGAGGGGAGGGGGCCGCAGGUGGGAGCGGGGGCAGCUGCUCCUUCUCGGUCCCCUUUGCCCCGUCCCGCCGGUUCAAGCGUCUUUCCUCUCUUUUACAUUAAAAGCACCCCCCCCCCCAAAUUUCCCCCCUCCCCACAACGAUGCUGCUGAGAAACGAGCCCGGAGGAGCAGCACGGACCCCCCCACCCCCCAACAUUGCACUGGGCUCCCUGGGGCUCCCCCCGACCCCCCCGCGCGGCGUGGGGACAGCGCAGCCCCCCCGAACCCCGCUUUAACCGGGGGCUGCAGGCGGCUGCUCCCCUGAGCCCCCCCCGUCACCCCCGUCCCCCCACGUUCGAUCUACCUCAAAGCCGCCGGGAGGGGGGGGCGCAGCGCUGUCCCCCCUCCCCAGCCGCUCGCGCUGCAUGUCCCCCCCGUGUCACAGCGCACACCCCCAACCCCCCAAA